Messenger RNA from Leptomonas pyrrhocoris, 2556 nucleotides. Its product is annotated as putative surface antigen protein. The record is from RefSeq and is a predicted model, not a curated record. Gene Ontology annotation, cellular component: plasma membrane. Gene Ontology annotation, biological process: hormone-mediated signaling pathway. NCBI's taxonomy places the organism in Eukaryota, Euglenozoa, Kinetoplastea, Trypanosomatida, Trypanosomatidae. Bases 1 to 2556 code for a protein of 851 amino acids. The transcript has a single exon.
AUGCUUUCAACGGACCGCCAUCAAGGGCGACGGCGUGGAUGCGCAUCCUUGACGAUGGCGUUGUUGGUGCUGCACCUGAUGUGUGCACCGCGGCUCGCCUCGGCGUGCAACUCCAUGGACUGCUACACGCCAUCGCAGCAGACAAACACGCUUCAGUUUCUCAACUUGAUUCGGACAGCCUUUACGUUGGACCUCGGCUCGCAAGAUGACUUUUGUGAAUGGCGCGGUGUGACCUGCGGGGAGCAAGGCGUAGAUGUCGUGUUGACGCACGACAAGCUCCGCGACACGCUGCCGCAGCUUCGCAGCGACAUCGACGCCUCUGAAGUGAUGCUACGCCUGGUCGACUUCUCGUCCAAUACGUACCUGGUGGGGGCGCUGCCGAUGAGCUGGGCUACGGUGACGCAGCUUCAAGUCGUGUAUCUGCGCAGCACCGGCAUCACAGGGUCGGUGCCAGCGGACUGGUCUGCUCUGGCGUUGUUGAUGGACUUUGAUAUCUCCAACACAUCGAUGUCGGGCACCCUCCCACCCGAGUGGAGCUCCUUGACUCGCCUGCAGGCGUUUAACGGGAGCAGCACGCGGCUGAGCGGCACGCUCCCGUCGACGUGGAAAGCCAUGAAGUUGAUGGCGAAGUUCGACGUAUCGCGCACAGGCGUUAACGGAAAGCUCCCACCGGAGUGGGCGGCCAUGACCCGUAUGACACGUGUCUCGCUGACCUCGACGGGCGUUGCGGGCUCGCUGCCGACACUGUGGGGACUCAUGACGAUGCUGGCGCACUUCGAUGCCUCACACACCCUCGUAAGCGGUACCGUGCCGUUGGCGUGGUUCUCCAUGCCCAAGUUACAAACGUUCAACGUGUCGCACACGCACCUGAGCGGCGUGCUUCCGGCCUUGCUGUUGCUUUUGCCAAGCAUAACGCACCUGGAUAUGUCCCACACGGACGUCUCUGGUGGUCUCACGUGGCUGUGGCGCAACAUGAAGUCGCUGAUCAGCCUCCGAAUUCAGAACACCGGCAUUGGUGGCAGUCUGCCAUAUCAGUGGUCGACGAUGACCGCCUUGACAGACUUCAACGCCUCCUCUACUGCCAUCACGGGAACGCUGCCCUCGGUGUGGCGCAGCAUGAGUCAGAUGACCAGCUUCGAUGUCUCGAACACCGACAUCGCUGGUUCACUCCCUGCCGAAUGGAGUGCCAUGACGGCCUUGGAAGUGUUGAAGGUAUCCAGCACCGGCAUCAGCGGCACGAUUCCUGAUGUCUGGUCCGGCCUGAGGUCUUUGCGGGUGAUCGACGUAUCCAACACGUCGAUCAGCGGGACUCUUUCCGAUGCCUGGGGCGCCAUGUCGAACAUGACGUGCGUGAACGUGGCGCACACGAAUAUCUCGGGCGGGCUUCCUGUGGCGUGGGCUUCGCUGACGUCGUUGGCAAACUUUCACGCAUCCGGGUCCGCCGUCCGCGGCACUCUCCCACCGGAGUGGGCCGCCCUCACCUCGCUGUCCAGCUUCAACGUGUCGAACACCUCCAUCUCGGGCACCCUGCCUUCUCCGUGGAGCUCGUUGACGAAGAUGCAGAUGCUUGACGUGACCGACACCUCGGUGAACGGGACGCUGCCCUCUUCAUGGAGUGCCCUGACGAGCAUGACUUGUUUCGCCGCCUCUAGAACGAGCAUGUCUGGACGCCUUCCGCCAUCCUGGGUUGCGAUGACGCUGCUUCGGCAGUUUGCCGCAGACGGCACGAACAUCAGCGGCGCGCUCCCACAGCGGUGGGCGGGGCUGUCUAACUUAGCACGCUUUAGCAUCUCUGACAGCCGCGUGAGGGGCUACCUGCCGAAGUUGUGGGGCUCCAUGACGUCCAUGGGUCACUUCAACGUGUCAGGGACGGACCUGGAUGGCAGCCUGCCGCGCUCCUGGAGUACGAUGACCUCCCUCGCCACCUUCUCGGUUGCCCAGACAAGAAUUGGUGGCACGCUGCCGCCGGAGUGGUCCACCAUGCGAGAGUUGCAGGUCUUCGACGUCUCUGGCACACCGAUCGCGGGCACGAUCCCCGACACGUGGGGCACGCUGAGACCACUGAAGGAGGUUCAUCUUGACGGCACGGGAGUGACGUGUUGUCUGCCCUACGAGUGGCUGUGCAGCAAGAGCUUCACGCCGAGCAGCGUUGGUUUGACGGCGAAGGCGUCGGAUGCGUGUACGGCAGCCAUGGAGGUGUGCCGGGCUUCCUCGGACACGUACACCACCGGGUGCGCCGCCUACACCCCUCCCAAGUCUACUCGGUCGUCGUCUUCAGGUUUUCCGGUAUGGGCCGUUAUCGUGAUUGUGCUGGGCGGCGCUGCUGUUCUCUUUGUGCCGCUGACCUUCUUGUGGUGCUGGCUCAUGCACGGGGGCCGCAAUUGGCAAGAUAAUCUUUCCUCCGUCGACUCACGCGCAUCGCAGGAGCUGGACGAGGACCACGACGCGGAUGGGACGCUGUCUGAAGCGGCGGCGACCUCCACUGGCUCGGACGAUUGCGCCGGCGUGCCGCCCGCCCCCCCCCCCCCCAACGCGAGCCCGCUUACGUCUUCUUAA